Molecule: messenger RNA, 773 nt
Organism: Blepharisma stoltei
Lineage: Eukaryota; Ciliophora; Heterotrichea; Heterotrichida; Blepharismidae
Source: the annotation of a GenBank genome assembly
AUGAUCUGGGUCUGAAUCUUAGUUGCAAGCGCUGUUGUGAUAGGAUUUCACGCAGCUCUCAAAAUUAUAGGACAUGGAGAAGGAGAUGUAGCUCAAAGUCUGCAUCUUGUUCGAAGAUUUCAGCACUUUGCCACAGGAAUGCUGUUUUUAGCUAUUUACCAUUUCGUCGACCAAACACAAGCAAGAUGACUUAUUACAAUCCCCACAAUCUGCUUUAUUAUUUUCGAUAUCUGCAGAAGAAAAGUGUUUCCACGCCUAAAUGAGUGGUUUAUUUCACAUUGGGAGUGGCUUUUAAGGCCUCAUGAGCAAUGGGACUCUCCUCCUGCAGCAUUAUUUUUCUUAUCCCACUAUUUCUUAAAAAAAAAUUCGGAUUCUCAUUAUGAUAAUUUUUAAUUAUUUAAAAAUUUAUUUAUAUAAAAGAGUUAGCUGGAGUUAUGGUCAUAGUUUACCUCACAACCCAAAGAGAUAUUGUAAUUUUGAGCAUCCUUAACGUAAGCAUUUGCGAUCCUGCUGCUUCAAUUAUAGGAAUUCUCGUAGGCGGUCCCAAAAUCACAUCAAAAAAAUCAAUUUCAGGAUCACUUGGAGCAGCUACAUGCGGUACUAUAGCUGCAUUGAUCUAUCAUUUUAUAUCUGGAGUAGAAAUUAACUUUAUACUUGCAUUUGUGAUAGCACUUUUAUCAGAAUUAAUUACAGUUCCUUAUAUAGACGACAAUUUCACAAUACCAGUUUUUACUUGUUCUCUAUGGAUGGCAGCUAAAGCAAUAUUUUAUUAA